Penicillium waksmanii is the source of this 1308-nucleotide messenger RNA. Its product is annotated as transcription factor domain-containing protein. Gene Ontology annotation, biological process: DNA-templated transcription. Gene Ontology annotation, molecular function: zinc ion binding; DNA binding. NCBI's taxonomy places the organism in Eukaryota, Fungi, Ascomycota, Eurotiomycetes, Eurotiales, Aspergillaceae. Bases 1 to 1308 code for a protein of 435 amino acids. The record is from RefSeq and is a predicted model, not a curated record. The transcript is spliced from 3 exons.
AUGAACAAUGAAGAAUGCCGGUGUAAAUUCAAUAAGGAAAGAGAAGAUAUCCUCGGCAGGUAUCGAGCCACAGUGGAAGACUCUCUCACAUCGGCAAACUUUCUUCAUUCAACAGACAUGACGGUUCUCCAAGCUUUCACGAUAUACAUUGUGUGCGGGAGGUUUGACAAACAAGGCCCCAAUAUCAACAGCCUAGUUCCAAUUGCCGUCGAUAUUGCUCAGAAAAAUGGCCUUACUAGACUCGAUAGCGACUCGAUAAUUUCGCCAUUUGAGAAUGAAAUGCGCCGUCGAAUUUGGUGGCAACUUUUUACGCUUGACAUCCGAAAUGCCGAAGAUCAUGACUUGGAGCCAUGCAUAACAGAGCCUUCCGCUACCCAAAAGCUUCCACGAAGCAUCAAUGACAUAAAUAUCCAUCCUGGGAUGAGUGAGAUACCCCCGUCAAGCUCAGAAAGAACUGAAUUGCUUUUUACUCUCGAUCGACACGAAAUUAGCACUCUGGCGCGCCGAAUACUAUUCUCAGAAAAGUUCUGUCAAGAAAACUCCUAUCCAAUAUCAUCCGUAUCGGAGAAGUGUAACGAGAUUGAUAGAUUCCAAGCCCGAAUCGAGCACCAAAUAUUGUCGCUGUGCAAUACGGAUAUUCCUGUGGAUUUUAUCACAGUAACUUCCAGUCGUUUAGUCUUGGCAAAACUCAAGCUCAGCGUGAUCAAGCCAAAGACAAGACAAAAUCAACAUAUUCUCAUUGGGGAAGACUUUCGAUAUACCUGUGUGGAAAUCUUGAAGAGCGCUCGAGCACUUCGUCUUUAUGAGGAGGGGAAGCAAUAUCUUUGGCUAUUUCAAACAUAUCUGGAGUGGGACGCUCUAGCAUAUCUCAUCAUCAAUCUAUCCUUAGUACCAUCAAGCCAUACGACUAGCUCAGCGUGGGAAGCGGCAGAAGACAUAUAUGAAUAUUGGAAGAGCCGUAGCGAGGUUCUUUUUGAUGGCAGAUGGAAACAGAUUGAGAGUCUACGCUCGCAAGCUUUGCUAGCAAGACGAGUGUAUCAAGACAAUCCGGCUUCCAUGGGGCUAUGGCUAGUUGACUCGGGAGAUCAGGCUGAUUCCGGAUCCGCAAACGCGGUGGAAUUCCAGGGAACUUCACCAGAACCGUUUAUUGGAGCAUACUCGAAUACAUUGGAGCCAAAUUCAGAUGUAGAUUCUGAUAUUCCGGUCCCCACAACGGGAACGGCUUAUCAGUGGAGUGCGGCUCUUUUCGAGCGCUAUUUUCAAGUCCUAGACUCUGAGCAUAUUACAGAAGUAGUAUCAUGGCUGUGA